Asparagus officinalis (garden asparagus) is the source of this 1386-nucleotide messenger RNA. RefSeq names its product probable serine/threonine-protein kinase At4g35230. Gene Ontology annotation, biological process: brassinosteroid mediated signaling pathway; protein phosphorylation. Lineage: Eukaryota; Viridiplantae; Streptophyta; Magnoliopsida; Asparagales; Asparagaceae. Gene Ontology annotation, molecular function: protein tyrosine kinase activity; ATP binding; protein binding. The record is from RefSeq and is a predicted model, not a curated record.
UUGAGCCACAUGAGCGCUGCGCGAACGAUCGGGUACUGUUGUGAUGGAGACGAGAGGCUCCUUGUUGCUGAGUACAUGCCAAAUGACACUCUUUGCAAGCAUUUGUUUCACUGGGAAAAUCAAACGAUUGAAUGGGCUAUGCGUUUAAGGGUGCCGUACUAUAUCGCUGAAGCCUUGGAUUAUUGUAGUGCUGAAGGACGGCCUUUGUAUCAUGACCUAAAUGCAUAUCGAGUUCUCUUUGAUGAGGAUGGUGAUCCACGUCUUUCAUGUUUUGGUCUUAUGAAAAACAGCAGAGAUGGGAAAAGCUAUAGCACAAAUCUUGCUUACACACCUCCAGAGUAUUUAAGAAAUGGAAGGGUCACUGCAGAAAGUGUGAUAUUUAGCUUCGGUACUGUUCUGUUGGAUCUUCUUAGUGGAAAACACAUUCCUCCAACUCAUGCUCUUGAUAUGAUAAGAGGAAAAAACAUUCUGCUUUUGAUGGAUUCACACUUGGAGGGGAAUUUUUCAACAGAAGAAGCAACAUCACUGAUGGAUCUAGCUUCCCGGUGUUUGCAAUAUGAACCUAGAGAACGUCCGAAUACAAAAGACCUGGUUGCAACUCUGGAACCAUUACAAACAAAAUUAGAGGUUCCAUCUUAUGUGAUGUUGGGGAUUUCUAAGCAUGAAGAGGCUCCAGCUACUCCUCAGCACCCGUUAUCUCCUAUGGGCGAAGCCUGUUCCAGAAUGGACCUCACAGCCAUUCAUCAAAUUCUAGUCACGACACACUACAGAGAUGAUGAGGGAACUAAUGAGUUAUCAUUUCAGGAGUGGACACAGCAAAUGAGAGACAUGUUGGAUGCAAGGAAGCGUGGGGAUUUUGCCUUCCGAGACAAGGAUUUUAAGACGGCAAUUGACUGCUAUACUCAGUUCUUAGACGUAGGGACGAUGAUCUCGCCUACAGUAUACGCAAGGAGAAGCCUUUGUCAUCUCAUGAGCGACCAACCCGAUGCUGCUCUCCGCGAUGCGAUGCAAGCUCAGUGUGUCUACCCUGAGUGGCCCACAGCAUUCUACAUGCAGGCAGUGGCCUUAGCCAAGCUCGACAUGCACAAUGAUGCAGCUGACAUGCUUAACGAAGCCGCAGGGCUAGAAAAGAAGAGGCAGAAUGGAAUGAAAGCUUCGUAAGUGGUCCUGUAAAUUAUAACAGGAUCUUGUCCAUGUUGUUUAUUUGUUGACAGAGGGAGGUUGGUUCAGUUGGAAUGUUCGUGUAGGCCUGUUGGUGAAAUGUAAUAUAGGGAAAAGGCCUUUGGUUGCAUCAAUGCAUUUGGGUUGCCCAUUGCUGGUAUAAUUCGUUUGCCCUGAUGUAAAUGUUGGAUAGAAAAUUAUAACAUAAGCAUGACUUUUUAUAAA